This is a messenger RNA of Oppiella nova, 469 nucleotides long. The record is from the annotation of a GenBank genome assembly. NCBI's taxonomy places the organism in Eukaryota, Metazoa, Arthropoda, Arachnida, Sarcoptiformes, Oppiidae.
AUUUCAACCACUUUUGUCUAUAAUGUCACAAACUUUUCAACUGAAUUAAGAGACGGAAAUAGAAAUGAAAAUAAAUGGAAAAACAAUCAGUUUAAUGAUUAUUUCAUUGAUGUGUUUCAAGCAUCGGAUGAUCUAAUAUCGACUGAACAAAGGAUCAAACUGUGCCUUAAAUAUCACCCGGAAUAUGAUUAUAAUAAAUUAGAUGAAAGCGACAAAUCGAGCCAACAACAGGCCCGACAACUGCUCCCAUAACUACCCCAACAGCUCCGACACCUUCGCCAACACCCGCACCCACCAAACCCACUACAUUAGACACUACAACUACUCCUACCACAGCUCCAACUACUGCCCCAACUACUGCUCCAACUACUGCCCCAACUACUGCCCCAACUACUACCCCAACUACAAACCCUACCACAACUCCCACCACAAUCCCAACUACAACCCCAACAACCUCUACCACAACUAA